AUGAACCACAUGGUCGAACGGGAUAGUCAGAAUGACAUUCCGGAAGAAAUGGACAUCUCGGAAGGUAUAGAAAUAAAACUGUUAAUUAUGUUUGUACUAAUAUUAUUGUUCUCGGGUUUGUACUAUGAAUUUUAUAUUAAUUCCAUCAUUUCAUAUCCAAUUUUUUUAGUAUUGCUUAUAUAAAACUAAUUUCGGUCCUAAUUACAUUUAUUUUUUUUGUAUUGUUAUCAUAUUUGGUAAGAACAUUUUAGAGAAGUAUAAUUAUUACAUCCUAGUACCAACUGUCAUAAUCUUAACACAUUUUGUAGGGUGAAAUAUACAGACCUCAAAAUUAGUUCUGGGCUCUUUAUUUUAAAUAAUAAUUAACACUAAAAAAUAACAUAAAUGAAGCUAUUAAGGUUUACAGGAGGAUUCCAUGAUCAUACUGGAUAUAUUGGUCAGUUUUUUAUAACAGAAGUAUUUUACUAUAAGUAGGUAGGCAUUUUAUUGUAUUUGAAAAUUGUAAAUGUUCAUUGUCAAGCUUUAUUAUAUUUUAUUCGCUAUUAUAGACUCAAUCAUAUGUUAAUUAAUAAUAAACUAUUUCUGUCUGUUAUCAUAAUGAUAACUGAAGAAAUAAAGAUUUUAUGCUCAAUAAGUGGAAGGGACAGUUAUAUUUGUGCUUAUUUUAUUUUAGAUUUUGUUGACUGCCAAAAUGUGUAAUAAGCAAGAACAUAAUAAAUUACAUUAUGAUUUGAAUUAUAAACUUAUGGGUAUAUUACCAACUAUUUAGAACAGAUAUAUAUAUUACAAUUCUGUAUAUAUUCUGCAAUUAUAUUUAUAAUUUUACCAUUUCUAUUUGGAUAUUUUUAAUAGUAUUAAAAUUAAUGUGUGUUUAUAUUAAAAAUAUAAACACACAGACGACACCAACAUGAACUUUUACUAAUUGUAAACCUACUUUAGAGUGGCUAAAUAAAUAUUCUAAUAGUGAAAGAAUUUUCAAUAAUAAUUGUUAUUAUAUUCAAAAAUCAUAUAAUUUUCAACAAAUUAUCUAUUAAUAUAAUAUUAUUUAAAUUAUAUCAUUAAUUUAUUAUUAAUUUUAUUAAAAAAAAAAAUCUUACUUUUUUUCCUGAAAUUUGUCUUAACAGGAUAUAAACCUAAUCAUUUAAUUGUUUUAUACUUCAUUUUCUUAUCUUAAUUUAUAAUUGCUAUAGUACCUACUUAAAUUUAAAAUAUUUAAAUUUUAGGUGAUAUAAUAUUUUACAGUUGUUAAAAAAAAAUGAUUCAUAUGUACCAAAGGUUUAAUAAUUUACCCAUUAUUUUUAGCACUUACCAAUGAAGUAUCACCGUUGAUAUUAGGCAAUGCUCAAAACAUGCCAAUUAGUGAUGUUGAAGGCAGUCCAACAAUGGAAAUUCCGUCAGUUACUACUGAUGUGGAGAUGGAAGAUGGUAAUUUUCUACUAGAUUUUUAUCCAUCAAACUUUUCUUAUAACGUAUAUAUUCAUUUUAAAAACUUUCAUCUUAUUGUAUCAGAUAUUUUUAGUUUUUUAACUAAUAUGAUAGGUACUAAUUUAUUUCAUUUUGUGAAUAGACAAUUUAUUUUUACAAUAAAAUAUAUAUAAUUUAAAAAAAGAAAAACAUUUUUGUUUAUAUAGUCAGUUUAUACAAAGUAUUUUUUAGAUUCUGAGUGGAAUGAGGAGUAUUGGUUUUGCCAUGGUGUUUAUUUUUUUAUUUUUUUUUUUUAUGGAAAAUUGGUUUUCUCAGGAGUUUUCCCAAUAAAUUAGAAAAAAAAAAAAAACAAAAAAUUGGUAUAAUAUUAAACAAAUAUUAUUAAAGAAAAUAUAUAAUGCAUAUUUUGACAUAGCAACUCUAUCAUUCAAACUCUGCUCAGAAUCGUUUUUCGUUAGCAAUGGUUAAUUUUUGUCUACAGAUAUACAUUAAAUUACCUAUAACAAUGGCUGUACCCAUCCCCAUUAUCCUAUGACAGGUUUUUAGUUAUUAAUAUAAUAGGUAAACAAUUGCAUGUUUUAAUUGUAUUAAAUAUUAUUUAUUUUAAUUUUAAAUUGAAACUUUGUACCUAAACUAUCAGUUGAUAAACUUGUGUUACUUAUCUUUUUGUUGUAAUUAUACAUUUUUUAGAUAAUGCACGAUCAGAAGCAACUUUCCGAUUUGUUAUUGAAAAUUUUAGUAAAUCAAAAGAACAAAGAUUGUCGCAGCCCUGUUAUGUUCGUGAUCUACCAUGGAAAAUAAUGAUAAUGCAUAGAGUAAGCCAAGAUAAUCGAUCGGCAAAACCUGCUCAGCCUUCUGUUGGUUUUUUCCUCCAAGUAUGUAUUUUAAAAGGAAAAAAAAUUGUAACAUUUAAUGUAGCUACCUAUAUUUUAAUUAUAGGUAGCUACAUUAAAUAAUUAUUACAAAAAACUCUAAAUAAUCAUUAUCUUUUAGUGUAAUGGUGAUUCAGAAAAUACUUCUUGGAGUGUUAAUGCAACAGCUGAACUUCGAGUCAUAUCACAAAAAGAAGGUUGUCCUACUAUUGAUCGUAAAAUUCAACAUUUAUUUUAUCCAAAAGAGAAUGACUGGGGAUUUAGUUUUUUCAUGUCAUGGGAUGAUGUUGUUGAUGAAGCCAAAGGAUUUAUAAAAAAUGACACCGUUAUAUUUGAAGUAAGUUAAAAAAUUAAUUAAAUUCAUAAUUAUUUAUCUAUCAUUCAGUAUUGAUGCUUUGUGUUUUGUUGUAUUAUUUCAGUUAUAACAUAAGUAUAUAUAAUAUUAACAAUAAAUUAUUAUUUUGUAUCAUAACAAAUCUAAUUCAUUUUCAACAUUAUAGUAUUAUUUGAAUUAGUAUUACUUCUAUUGUAUAAAGAAAAAGAGGACUUAUUAGGAAAACAAUGAAAUUCAAAUUCUUGGUUUCUGAGAAUAAAACGAAAUUUAAAUAUUAUUAACACACAAGAAAGAAUUUUUAUAUUAUUUGUCAUCAAAUAAUAAUUAAACUUUUUUGCAAUAUAAUUGUAUACUUAUAAUAAGAAUAAAAUUCUAGGUGACAGUAACAGCAGAUGCACCACACGGUGUAAGUUGGGAUUCGAAAAAACAUACCGGUUACGUAGGCUUAAAAAACCAAGGUGCAACAUGUUAUAUGAACUCUCUUUUGCAAGCAUUAUAUUUCACAAAUCAACUACGUAAAGUAAUUAUAUAUUAUUUAUGUAAUACAAUUUAUAUUGAUUUGACUAUUUGAUUUUUAUUUAACAAAUUACUUUUUUUAGGCUGUAUAUAAAAUGCCGACUGAAAGUGAUGAUAGUAAUAAAAGUGUAGCAUUAGCACUGCAACGUGUGUUUCAUGAGCUUCAAUUUUAUGACAAACCAGUUGGUACAAAAAAAUUGACCAAAAGUUUUGGAUGGGAAACACUUGAUUCAUUUAUGCAACAUGAUGUUCAAGAAUUUUUAAGAGUUGUAUGUAUAAUACUUACUUUAGAAAAAUAUUUAUUAUUUAUUUUUUAUUUUUUAGUUGCUUGAUAAAUUGGAAAACAAAAUGAAGGGUACAUGUGUUGAAGGAACAAUUCCAAAGUUAUUCGAGGGUAAAAUGAUUGUAAGUUAAUAAAUUAAAAUUAAAUAAAUAUUAAUCUUAUAAAUAAUAUAAAUUAACGCUAAAUUAUAAAUGUUAUUUAUCAGUCAUACAUAAAUUGUAAAAAUGUUGAUUAUACUUCUACACGGACUGAAACAUUUUACGAUAUUCAACUAAAUAUUAAAGGAAAGAAAAAUAGUAUGUUAUCUUUAAAGUUUUUUCUAUAGUGUAUUAGUUAUGAGAAGUUAAACCUUUUUCAAUUUAGUACAUAUCAGAUGUUUAAGUUAUUAAAAAAAAAAAACUAAUUUCAAUCUUUUGCAAAUUACACUUCUUUGGAAAAUACAAUAAAUUAAUUUUGACUAUAAUUGUCUGAUUAUUUUAUUGAUUUAUAACUACGAAUCAAGGUUUAACUCGUCAUAUAUGUAUUUGUAUAAAUAAUAAUGUAGUGUUUACUAUAAAAAUAUUUGUAUACAUUUUUUAUAGUUUAUGAGUCGUUCAAAGAUUAUAUUCAAGUUGAAAUUCUUGAUGGUGACAAUAGAUAUGAUGCUGGAGAGUAUGGUUUACAAGAUGCAGAAAAAGGAGUAAUAUUUGCAUCAUUUCCGCCUGUAUUUUAUUUACAUCUCAUGCGUUUUCAAUAUGAUCCAGUUACAGACAGUUCUGUUAAAUUUAAUGAUAGGUAAUUAUAAAAAAUAUAUAUAUAUAUAUAUAUAUAUUAGUUUAUUAUAUUGAUUUAAACCCUUACUGUGCUAGAUUUGAAUUUUAUGAUAAAAUUAAUUUGGAUCAAUAUUUAAAAUCAAAAGAAGAUACUCCUGCAGAUUAUAUAUUGCAUGCUGUUCUUGUUCAUAGUGGUGAUAACCAUGGUGGACAUUAUGUUGUUUUUAUCAAUCCCAAAGGAGAUGGCAAAGUAUGUUUACAUAAACAAGUUAUUUAAUAUAAAUUAAAUGAUACAACUUUUGUAUUUUAUUGAAGUGGUGUAAAUUUGAUGAUGAUGUUGUAUCAAGAUGUCCUAAAGAAGAAGCUAUUGAGCAUAAUUUUGGUGGCAAUGAUGGAGAUGAGAAUAUGAUGCCAAUCAAGCAAUGUACAAAUGCAUACAUGCUGGUUUACAUACGAGAUUCUGAAUUGAAAAAUGUUCUGCAAGAAGUUACAAUUAAUGAUAUACCAAAAGAAGUUAGUAUAGUAGCCGCUAAUAAAAACUAAUUAUUUGGUACAUGUUAGUUUAUGGAUCUAAUGUAAUAUACUAUAUUUAGGGUAUUAUGUUGAUGAUUUUGUAUGUGUUUAGUUGGUAGAAAGGUUGCAAGAUGAAAAGCGUAUUGAAACUAUACGUCGUAAAGAACGCAAUGAUUUGCAUAUUUAUACCAAUAUACAAGUAUUCUUAGAAGAUAGUUUUGAUAGUUUUUUGGGAAUAGACUUGUUUGAUUUAGAGCAACCCUCCUUCAGGACAGUUAAAGUUAAGAAGACAAAUAUUUUAGAAGAAAUUCAUAAACUAUUAGCAGAAACAUUUGUAAGUAAAUUAAACAUUUUUAAUUAUACUCAAAAAUAAAAAAAAUUUUUUUUUUUAUAUAUACAUAUAGAAUUAUCAGCCAAGUCAAAUAAGAAUUUGGCCUCUUAUUACUAGUAAAUAUGAUUCUUUGAGACCUACGUAUCUUGAUAUAGAUGUAAAUGCUUCAAAAACAAUUCAAGAUUUACAAGACAGUUCUGCAACCACUUGGAAUAUUUGGUUGGAAUUAGUUGAUCCUGGUGUGAAAGAAUUAAUACCUUUUGAUAGAAAUAAUCAGUCUCUAAUAUUUUUGAAAUUAUUUAUUCCUGAAGAGAGGCUUUUAGUUUAUUGUGGUUAUGUGUUUGUACCUUAUGAAACAACAAUAGGUUAGUUGGUAUUUUAUAAAAUUAAAUUAGUUUCAUUCAGAAUGAAUAAUUGUAAAUUUAUUUAUUCACAAGAUUCCCUUAUACCAUUGAUGAACAAGCGUGCUGGUUUCAACGAGGAUACAAGACUCAUUGUUUUUAAAGAAUCUAAUAAAAAUGAAGUAGAAAAAGUUGCAAGCCAUGAUGAUCCAAUUUGUGAAGUAUAUAUUAUAAUUAAAAAUCAAUAGUCAUUAAUUUAAAAUUAACUUAUUGAUUAUAUAUAAAGAUUAUACAGACUUCAACAUAUGGUGAAAUACUAAUUUUUCAAAAAGAAGAGCUUUUAAGAAAUUAUAUUUCUGUCGCUGAACAUUUUAAGUUAGUCUUCAGUUAAAAACCAUGUUAAGUUAUAGUUUAUAAAGUUGUAUUAUUUUUUUAGAAAUAUUAGCUCCCAAGUUUAUAUAACAUUCUGUGAUAAACUUGUUCCUAAUGACCCUGGAUUUACUCUUGGAUUACCUAUGUGGAUGUUGUAUCACGAUAUGCUACAAGCAGUUGCUGAAAGAGUAUCUGUUGAUCAACGCAAAUUACAGAUUUAUUUUACUGUUAAGUAUGUACACAACACAAAAAUAUUUUUUUACAGCUUACUUCAUUUUUAUUCCUUAUUUUAGUAGUGGCCAAAAAGAAUGUCCUGGUGAACCAAUUAAAUACUCCUACAAUGGACCAAUUCGAGAUCUCAUAACAAAUAAUAGUUAUGGUAAACGUUAUCCUAGGAAAUUUUAUUAUCAAGAAAUGCACAUGCCAGUUGACGAGUUAGAAAGCAAGAAACCUGUUAAAGUAAAUAAAAAGUUUAUUUUGAAUUGCUUAUUAUCUAAGGUUUAUACAUUGUAAUUAUGUAGAUAAUAUGGUGUGGUCCUAAACUAAAAGACGAAAGAGAAAUAAUUUUAUACCUCAAUAAAAAUGAUUCAACAUGCACUCAUUUUUAUGAAGUACUAAGUGGCAGUGUAGAGUUAUCACCUGAAGGCUCUGGACAGUUUAGGUAAGAAAAUGACAGUAUAAUAUAAUUGUUAUUAUAUUAUUGAAUUUGAAAAACUAAUUAUUCAAAAUAUAUUACAGAACAUUAGAAAUAAUGUCUGCUAAAAUAAGUAAAUGGUUCAAUCCUGGAGUGAGAAUGCCUGAUAUAUCUACAGUUUACCCAGCAAAAUACUAUAGGUUAGUUACAAAAUAAAAAAAAAAAAAAAUCCAAUUUGAUAUUUUGAGUUCAAAAAUUUGUAUUUUUAUUAAUAUAGAGUGGAAGAAAUACCCAAUGAUGAAAUGGAACUCAAAGAAAAUGAAUUAUUAGUUCCUGUUAAUCAUUUUUCAAAAGAAGUAUAUUCAACUUUUGGUACUCCUUUUCUUAUUAAAAUUAUACAUGUAAGUCCAGAGUAAAAAUGUAUAGUAACAAUAUACCUACUACCUAUUAAAUUUAUCGGUUUUUGUUCUUUUUUUUUUUUUUUUUUCAUAGGAUGAACCUUUAGCAAAUCUUAAAGAACGAAUUGUUAACAAGACUGGUAUUCAAGACAAAGAGCUGGAAAAAGUAAGUUAAUUUUAUAAGACUUUCAAAAAUAUAUAUAUAUUUAAUCAAUUUAUAUGUACAUUUUACAAUUUCAGUAUAAAUUUGCAAUUUGUCAAGGAGUCAGAUCAACUUUCAUUCCUGAUAAUCACAUUAUGAACUUACAAGAUUUUAAAACACCUCCUACUUGUAAGUUAAAAUAACUUUUCAAAACUAAUUUAUUUAGUAUUAUUAUAUUGAACUAUAACUGAGCAUUAUUAAUUACUACCCUAAAACUUUUUUUUUUAACAACUUUUUUGUUGGACAUUUUGCUCUGAUCUACAACUUAAUCUGUAGUUUCAGCUAGUCAAUAUUGUAUAGUUUAUACAUUGGGGAGGUUUUUAAUUUUUAUUGUAGUUUUCCUAAUAAUUGAAAAAAAGUAAUACAAUUUGUGCCAUAGCAGUUUCUGUUAUUUUAAAUUGUGUUUUUUUAAUUGUAAUUUUAUUAGAAAUCAUUUACACUAAACUUUAUACUGACUUAGUAAAAUCUUAAAACACAUUUAUGUGAUUUUUGACCUAUUUAAUAUUCAUUACACAUUUUUGAAUAUUAUGUAGAUGAACCUUUUAUAUUAUUUUAGCCCAGGAAUAAUUUUAAAAAAAAUUGAGCACAAUAUUUAUCAUACUUAGGGAUAAAAAAUACAUAUAAUAUGGGUAAUGUUAUUAUUUUUUAAGCGAUUAAUUUUAAUAUUUUCUACAAUUUGUGAAAAUCAUGAUAUUUCAAAACAUUUUAAUCAAACUUUGCUCAGAAUCUUUUUUUUCCUAGUGAUAAUUUAUUGUUUCCUAUAGAUAAGAAAUUAAAUAAUUUUAUGUGUUCUUCGUUCUAAUCUAUAACAGUGGCACAUCCUGACAAUCUAUUAGCAUCAUUAAUUUUUAUUUUAUCUAGUUUAUUAUUUUAAUAGUUUAUAAUGUCUUUAAGAAACAAUCUGAAAUUAGUUUAUUAUCAUUAUUAAAUUAAUUUAAAAAAUCAAAAUCUAAUGCUACAUUUAAAUAAUAGUAUUGGUCCCUGCAUUAGAGUGGUAAGCUGAUCCAUAAGUUACAUUUAGUUUUACAGGAUACAAAUCAAUAAUGUAUUUUGUUAAUAGAUAUUAUAAUUAUAAUUUUCAGCUCAAGGGCAAGGCCAACGACCCUGGUUAGGAUUGGAACAUCCAAACAAGACCAAACGCACACGAUUAAAUUAUUUAGAAAAGGCUAUUAAAAUCUAUAACUGA
This is a messenger RNA of Cinara cedri, 8159 nucleotides long. NCBI's taxonomy places the organism in Eukaryota, Metazoa, Arthropoda, Insecta, Hemiptera, Aphididae. The record is from the annotation of a GenBank genome assembly.